Neopelma chrysocephalum (saffron-crested tyrant-manakin) is the source of this 1803-nucleotide messenger RNA. RefSeq names its product mucin 13, cell surface associated (gene MUC13). NCBI's taxonomy places the organism in Eukaryota, Metazoa, Chordata, Aves, Passeriformes, Pipridae. The transcript has 10 exons. The record is from RefSeq and is a predicted model, not a curated record. The coding region runs from base 1 to 1158 and encodes 385 amino acids.
AUGAACUAUUCAAUAUAUGAAUUACUUUACAUACGAACUGGCUAUUGCAAUUUCAUAGAAAUACUAACAUCAAUAUCUGUCAUCUUUGUGUCAGAGAACUUCUGCAGUUCAGACCCUUGUGGAAGAAAUUUUGCUAAAUGUGUUUCUUUAAAAAGCACUUAUACCUGCCAGUGUGACUAUGGAUUCUACUAUAGCAAGGAGGAUAAGAAUUGUUACAGAGGGGAAGUAUACCCAGGGGUCAUUAGUGUGAAUGGAUCCUACAGUGAGAGUGUUGAAACUGUGAAUUCCGCAGCAUAUGAAGAGGUGUUCAAUGGUGUAUCAGAAUUUUUUCAAAAGGCCUUCAAAAGUUUAUCGGACUAUGUACAGACAGUCAUUGUGGACAUUCAACCUUCAGAAGAAACCAGAACUGCUUCUCAAAUGAAUGUAACAGUGAUAAACCUAUUUAAGGAGAACUCAGGUGUGAAUAAUGAAUCAGUUUCUCUUGCAGUAGAACAAGCGAUAAAAGAAAAUCCGUCCUAUGUCUCUUUUUAUAAAGAGGCAACGAAAUGUUAUGUGUUUCAAUGUGAUACUCAAACCACAGACUGCGUAGAAGACCCGUUUCCAGAAUGCAAAUGCAAAAGUGGUUUAGAAAAGAUUAACCAGGAUGAUCGUUCUUGUUCAACUUGCAGUGAAAGUUGUUCUGCACAAGCAAACAGAUACUGUGCAAUAGAAGGAGGGAUCCCAAAAUGCAAAUGUAUGACUAACUUUGAAGAGAGAGAUGGAAAAUGCGUACCUUGUCGAGUGGGCUAUUCUGGGGACAACUGCACUGACAGCACUGAACUCAUCCUUAUAAUAGUGGGUACAAUUUUUGGAGCCAUUAUCCUGAGUUUAGUGAUAGCAGUCUCUGUAAUUUCAGUAAGAGCCAAACACAAACAAAAUCCAGAGAAGAAGAGGCUGAUAAAUUCAGGAUAUUCCGACACAGAUACCUCUGAUGACAGACCAAGCAUAACAUUCCCCAGAGUCCAGACCACUUCUGGCCAUGCAAACCCAGGAUAUCAGCCAAACAACCCAUAUGAGAUGCCUUCCACAAAUAGAGGUCAUUUUUUGGAGAGGGGUUAUGAUGAUUUGUACGAACCAUCACGGGAGCGUGGGGGCUUUAGGAUGCAGAGCAGAUACUAAGUGACAAGAGCAGUAGAAGCACCGCCGACCACCGCAACACUGGGUCAGACCAAAGAGUUUCGCAGCCUCUCACCAAUGCAGUUACUUCAGCAGAGGAGACAACAAAGUCCUUGGCCCCAGAUUCUCUCAAGAUUUUCUAAAAGAAGAACACCGCUUGAAAGAGAUCAUGGACAACUCUGAAAUAAGAGGAAAAUGUAGUAGGGGAUAGGGAGAAGAAGAUAUCUUUUAAAAAAACUAAUGAGCUCCAAUAAACAUUAGACUUCUUUGAGAAGGCCAGUACACUGGCAAGAGAGUGAGCGUAUACAAGAUAUCAGGAUUUUAAUCCUGCUGGUUUUCAGUUCUUCUGGAAGAUGGUCCAGGCAGUAUGUAUGAUGCUGAAAAAUGUUGGCACCCAGAGCUUUACCUUUAUUUGUGCUCACUCAAUUUCAACUAAGGCUUUGGGCAGAUCAAAACUGUUUCUCAUGAGACGCUACCCUGUUUCAUCUUACUAUAGCAGAUACAGUCUUUUUUACCCUCCUCAACCCCCCAGUAUUUCCUAUCUGAAAGCAUUCUGUUCAGAUCUCUGCUGACAUGUGUUGUGUAAGACAAUGGCACUUGUCUGACCUUUUCCACAGCCUUCCUUCCCAAUAAAAUGGCAAGAAACAA